Messenger RNA from Asterias rubens (European starfish), 3277 nucleotides. Its product is annotated as corticotropin-releasing factor-binding protein-like. Gene Ontology annotation, biological process: negative regulation of corticotropin-releasing hormone receptor activity; negative regulation of corticotropin secretion; hormone-mediated signaling pathway. The coding region runs from base 162 to 1199 and encodes 345 amino acids. Gene Ontology annotation, molecular function: corticotropin-releasing hormone binding. The record is from RefSeq and is a predicted model, not a curated record. The transcript has 8 exons. NCBI's taxonomy places the organism in Eukaryota, Metazoa, Echinodermata, Asteroidea, Forcipulatida, Asteriidae.
UGUGCAGAAGAGAGUUCCUGGUCAUUUUGUCCUUCUGAAACAACCAGACAAGCUGCAGCAAUCACAAGUCUUUUUCUUAGCUAGCCGUAGAAUACUGAACGCCACCUGGUUCGCCAUUAGCUUUGAUUUCCAGUGGUAUCUCCGUAAAAUACUGACUGAUCAUGUCUAGAUCGGGCGUAGUGUGUGUGCUGACGAUAGCCGUUUUAUGUAUCGCUGAGAUUGUCAAUGCAGCUCCGGCACCGGAACGGUAUUUUGGGUUUGACCAAUCAGCAAUGAGAGUUUUCCGUAGAGGAGGACAGUCAGUUAAAUCUACAAGUGCGUCAAGCGCCAAAGAACUUGAGUGCCCUUAUGACGUCAUCACUCAACCCGGCGAGUACUAUAUUCGUGCAGCUGAAGCUCAUGCAUGCACGUGGCUCUUCAUAAGCGGAGCUAAUUCAGUGGUUGAACUGGAACUGGUAGAGGUGGAGUUACCAUGCGUUGAUAACUCCUUCAUCGAGUUCUUUGACGGAGUUGCCCUUCAGAUGGGCGUGUUUCCAACCGAAGCUGAUCAUGAACUGACGUCACAGGAACGAGUCAACCUCCCCUGUAAAACAGGCAACCGUGUACUGGUGUCCUCUCAGAAUGUGGCCAUGCUAACGUAUCAGUUUCCUGCCUCCGGAGCCGCCUUCAGGUUGCUGUUCAAACACAAGAGCAUCCAGGAUCCUUGUAACAUCUUCAUCGCUGAAACAUCCGGGGCCUUCACACUGAGCAAUUACGGAAGAGAAAGAAACUGUUCGUUCGCUGGUAUCUUCCCCGGUUACAUCAACGUAAUGCACAUGGCUGUCGGAAGGGAGACCAACGAAGCCAGACUUAAGUGCAAAGACUUCAACGACAUGGCGAUGUUUCUAGAAGGCAACUCCUUUGAGUUCAGUAAGAUGAACAUCGAGCAGCGAAUGUGUGGCCGUACAGGCACGUCCACGUUCGCCCGGAACACCACCCCUGAACUUGUAGCUCCCUCCGUGGGUGAAGCUCAUGGCCGAGACGCGGCAAUCUCAUCACUGGUCUACAAAAACAGAGCCCAGUGCACCUCAGGUAUCAACAUCCCCCUAAUGUGCCAGUUUUCCAUGGUUCGACUGGUAUCCAGCGGUCUCUACGAAAACUCACUCACUUUCAUAUUCACGCGAGAAGCAAAAGAAAUAAACGAGUGUUCCGUAUAUUAGGCAGUCGCAGACGACAGCUGUUUGAAACUCCGACAGUAUUGUGUGUCGGGUACCAAAUGAAGACAUCAGAAGAACAUCGAACUUGAAUUAUUUCAAGACACGAAUCAUGAAUUUAAUGAUUUUUACAUUGCUUUUGAAAGUUCCGGUGGCCAGUUUUAUGUCUGAACCAGUUUGGGACCAUCGCUCAUCAGUGUUUACACUCUAUUUGUACAUAAGCAUAAUAAACAGUUGUAUGUACUCUUAUUAUUUAUGUAAAUUUCAGUAAAAGUAUUUAAACUCAUCUUCCUUCGACUAUUUUGUCUUAUCUGAAGAAAGGGGUUGACAAAUUAUAAAACUAUUUUUAUUUGUGGCGUGAAGAUAAAUUUUCAAUUGAAAUAAACUGGUAACCGGUGAACGAUUUGUUACGCAUUAAUUAGUUGAACGGGCUGGGCUGCUUUCUCUAUCUACGAUGACUGCUUCAGUUUGCUCAAAUUUAAGGUUAAACUUACAUCUGUUGUUUCUGUGUUCGAGGUGUUGUGGAAAAAAAAAACAUCGUUAAUAAAUAACACUGUAUUAUUUAAAAAACUAUUUUAUCGUAUUACAUGCUGCAGGCUGGUAUAAUUAUAAGUAAUUGUAUAACUCUGAUAAUCGAAAUUCAUUCCAUUGAACAGACCUGCUAAAAAACCUCAAAUGUAUUCGUCUAGGUUAAACUCUAUCAAAUGUUUCAUAGAAGUCUUAGAAAAACAAAACCUUGUCUUGUCAUUUUGUCUGAGUGAACAGAUCUUUAUGUGUUCCCUUGUGACAAUGGGAAGGCAUGUUUCGAAGACAUUCAGUCAAUAUUUGCGAUUGAGGAUUUUGACAAGUUGAGUUUCAGAUUACUCAAUAGAUUGACAUGCAGCUGUAUCCUGAGCACCUAAACAUCAAGCUGAUCAAAUUGAUUUGAAUAAACACAUUUCAAAAACGCUUGAAGGUUUUAUUCUUUUUUUUUCAUUUUCUUUCUUGAAUUUCGAACGUCUUUAGCAUAAAAGUACUUUGACUGAAUCGGACAUGUGUUUCCCGCCCGAAGCUAAAUAUUACAAAGUCAUUGUUGGAUGUACUGCAGCAAUCGACCAUCUUGAGAUUGUUCUUCACGAUAGACCGUAAUCAUGGUGUGGCCAUCUUGAUUUUACUCCAUUCCAACUCAUUGUAACCAAACUGAGGCUGGACGAAAUAAUAGUCUGGUGCCACGAGCAUUGAAUUUACGCAUUAAUUACUGUUAUUGGAAACAGGGAACAUGACCACAAUGGUGACAGCGUGAUAAGGGUCUAUAUCUUGAAUGUAUUGGAAUGAGCCCUCAAGUUGAUAAAGCUGUUAAUGUUAUAACACAAAUAACAAUACAGGCAUAAAAUAGAUGCAUUUGUUCACCGUAAUCUAAAUUCUUGAAGUUUAAUAGAGGUGUUGGUUAUGUGCAAGAUACAGUUUCUUUUAUAAAUGCUUGUAUUGUUUUAUGUAUUAAACGAGAGAGUAUUUUCCCCGUCACCUUGCGCACAGAAGGUACAAUAAUGAUACACCAAAGCCAUUUUCACACGACAACAAUUUAGCAGGGGUCCCUUGCUUAAUUUUGAGCAUGGUUGUAAAAUUUCACCUCGUGUGAAAUGACACAGUGUUUGAAUUAUCCAAGGUCACUAGUGAAAUCUCAAAUUCGCCGUCCUUAGUCCUUUCAUACGAGAUGCGUUUGGUAAAAUUUCGCAACCGUGCUAAACUUAAAUUGCUGUCGUGUGAAAAGGCCCUUAGGAAACUGAAUAAUGUAGCAUUGAUUUGCAUUGUGUAUCCCGUAGCACAUUCAAAUGUCAAUAAAAACAUCGUGAAAUUAAUCAGUCUAUUCGAAAGUGUACUAUUUGUAAACAUCAGUAUGUACAACAACAAUUGUAGAGUUGAUGACAUUUUAUGACACCAAAAAUAACAUAGCGUGGUUAUUGCAGACUACUACAAGUAAUUGGAUUUUGUAGAAAAUUUAUAUUUUCAAUGGAAUUUCUAUAUGAUUUUGUCAUAACGUACAACGAUGCGUUGAAGUGUGUAAUCGUUAAACAUCAUUUUGAAAGCCCCCCCCCCAAAAAAAA